Molecule: messenger RNA, 3110 nt
Organism: Synchiropus splendidus (mandarinfish)
Lineage: Eukaryota; Metazoa; Chordata; Actinopteri; Syngnathiformes; Callionymidae
Gene: kif23
Product: kinesin family member 23
Exons: 23
Coding region: 23-2842 (939 amino acids)
Biological process (GO): microtubule-based movement
Cellular component (GO): nucleus; kinesin complex; microtubule
Molecular function (GO): ATP hydrolysis activity; microtubule binding; ATP binding
Source: RefSeq, a predicted model, not a curated record
CACAGGACACGGGUUUUUGAAGAUGCAAGUUAAAAUAACAAAUCAGAACGAGAGCAGAUUCCUGAGCAGAAAGCACCGAGACAGAAACACGACAAUGAACAGACAACUGAAGGGGAAAACCCCCCGCAAGCCUCCAAGAAAGCCUGCUAACAGUCAGAAAGAUCCAGUUGGUGUAUACUGCCGUGUACGACCUUUGGGUGUGGAGGAUGAGGAGUGCUGUAUUGAGGUGAUCAGUGGCACUACUAUCCAAGUUCAUGCCCCUGAAGGAUUUAAAUCUAACCGAAAUGGAGAAUACAAAGAGACACAGUACUCUUUCAAAAAAGUGUUUGGGGUGUCUGUUAACCAAAUGGAACUCUUUGAGUAUGUUGCCAGGCCCUUGGUGGAAGACCUCGUGCAUGGAAAAAAUGGGUUGCUGUUUACAUAUGGCGUAACGGGUAGCGGUAAGACCUUCACCAUGACUGGCUCUCCUGGUCAGGGUGGACUUCUACCCCGCUCACUGGACAUGAUAUUUAGCAGUAUUGGCCCCUUCCAGUCAAAACGAUAUGUUUUCAAAUCAGAUGAGAAAAAUGGGAUGGAGGUCCAAAAUGAGGUUGAUGCGUUGUUGGAGCGACAGAGACGUGACAACAAUUUGAACGUCCCAAAGCCUUCAUCCUCCAGACAAAAAGUGGAUCCGGAAAUUGCAGACAUGAUAAAGUCAGAUGAGGUUUGCAAGGCACCGGAUGUGGAUGAGGACAACUGCUAUGCUGUCUUCGUGUCUUACAUCGAGAUCUAUAACAAUUACAUCUAUGAUCUUUUGGAAGACUCGCCAGACAAUGAGAUCAAACCAAAGUGGAAUGGUGGAGGCACACCUUUGCGCCAGAACACUGAGUUCAUACCACCCCAAUCCAAACUUCUGAGAGAGGACCAGAAUCACAACAUGUACGUAGCUGGCUCCAUGGAGGUGGAAGUCAAGUCUGCAGAAGAAGCAUUUCAGGUGUUUUGGAAAGGUCAAAAGAAGAGGAAGGUUGCAAACACACGACUGAACAGGGAGUCCAGUCGCUCUCACAGUGUCUUCAUGAUUAAACUGGUUCAGGCUCCGCUGGAUGCGGAUGGUGACAACAUUCUGCAGGAUAAAAAUGCAGUCACUGUAAGUCAACUGUGUUUGGUGGACCUGGCUGGCAGUGAGCGCACUGGCAGGACAGGAGCUGAGGGCACUCGCAUCCGUGAAGCAGGGAACAUAAAUCAAUCUCUCCUGACCCUGAGGACCUGCAUCGAGGUUCUUCGUGAGAAUCAGAUGUGCGGCACAAACAAGAUGGUUCCUUACAGAGACUCUAAAGUGACGCAUCUUUUCAAAAACUACUUUGAUGGAGAGGGCAAAGUCAAGAUGGUUGUCUGUGUGAAUCCCAAGGCUGAUGAUUAUGAGGAAACACUGCUGGUGAUGCGUUUUGCCGAAAUGACACAAGAGGUGGAGGUGGCGCGGCCCGUCGACAGGCCCAUCUAUGGCUUCACUCCGGGCCGUCGCAACAGAAACCAGGCCUUAAAGGAAGAACUGUCGCGCAAGUUGCAGGAGCGUGGUGGCCCAGUAGAGGGCGGUAAGCAACAGCCUUGUGUGCCUGGUUUCAUGAGCAUCGUCCCGAGCCUUCCGCCGCUUCCAUCUGUGGAGCUAACCAACCCUCACGAUGACAUCACCCUUCCGCGUCUCAUCGAGGCUCUGCAGGAGCGGUACAAGAUUAAACAGAGAAUGAUGGAAGAAUUCAACAGAGCAGCCAGUGCAAUGAGGUCCAUGCUUCAAGAUCUUGACCAUAACCAGAACUCCAACGAUAAACUGAUGAAUGAAAUAAAUGGCCAGCUGAUGGAGAAGGACAGGGUUAUCCAGAGCAACAAGGUGGAGAUGGAGAGGCUAGAAAAGAAAGCAAGGAUGUUGGAAAACAAGAUUGACAUCCUCCAGAAAACAACAAAGAUCUAUGAAGAGGACAAGCGCUCACUGCAGCAGGAGCUUGAGACCAGAGACCAGAGGCUGCACAGAGAGCUGUCAGAGAAACGGCGUAUGGAGCAGCGCAUGCAGGGUGUCGUCACAGAUACUCAGCUCAAGUGGGAGAAAGAAUGUGAGAGGCGUGUUAAUGCCAUGCAGCUGGAGAUGCAGAACAAGCUCUGGGUGAAGGACGAGAAGCUGAAGCAACUCAAAGCAAUCGUUACUGAGAGCAAGACUCCAGGGCGCCCGGAGCCUCCGCCUCGACAGAGCAGACCGCAGCGUCCCUCCAGAGAGGAGCGCACUCCAGCCAAGAGAUCAGCGUCUCCGUCACCGAUCACGGUACAUUUGGCUUUAACAGUGUUGCUAUUUACACGCAGAAGGCUUCCUCUGACUUCCGGCGCUUCUUUGCAGAGCUCCACACCCGUUCGGCCGCUGCACCGUCGCUCGCGCUCUGCAGGAGGUGAGAAAUGGGUGGACCACAAACCUGCCACCAGCGUGGAGCUGGGCACUGUUUUGCAGCCCAUCAUUCCCAACGCCAUCCAAGUGUCCACACCCACUGAGAAGGCCCUGUCCAAGUGUGACCGCUACGUGCUGACACACCAGGAGGUGGCCUCAGACGGAGAGAUUCAGACUAAACUUGUCAAGGGAGAUGUGAUCAAAACAAGAAGUGGAGGACAAGCUGUCCAAUUUACAGACAUCGAAACAUUACGACAAGAGCACCCUGCUGCCCCAAGGCGCAAGAGACGAUCUGCUGAGGCCAAUGAAGAGCAAGCAGAGGGCUCAUGGACAGACGUGGAGACCAGGUGCUCUGUCGCCCUGGAGAUGAAGGCAGGAUCGAACAUGGGCCCCAGUUUUGAACAUCAUGCAAUCACCAAGCGCAGAAAACCCUGAAAUGGCUCCUCAGUGGACCUUGACCUCACCUGUGCAAUACUCCCGAAUUCUUUUUUUAGGGUUAGACAUGAUGUAUUUAAUCAUUUUGUACUUUUAUAUAUGCAUCUGUGUGUGUGUGCGUGUGUCACCAAAGCUAGCAGGUAGAAUCUAAACUUGAUCAACAGCAUCAAGACACGCUUAAACUAUUUAGUUCAUGUUUUCAAGUACUUUAGACUUUGAUAUUUGCUUUUGCUGUUUUGUACACUCCACUGUUUUAAAGCAUCUGUUA